This is a messenger RNA of Didymodactylos carnosus, 3138 nucleotides long. The record is from the annotation of a GenBank genome assembly. Lineage: Eukaryota; Metazoa; Rotifera; Eurotatoria; Philodinida; Philodinidae.
AUGGAUACGUCGUUAUCAUCUCUACCAUCAGCGUCUCCCACAACAUCAACGGUUCCUGUAAAAGAUGAUAAUAUUAACGAGAAGAUAACUCCAGAAACAAUGAUGAUUUCAACAACAAAAACACCAAAUCAUUCCUUUACAGUGGUGUACGAUUAUCAAGCAAAAAACGAAGAUGAACUAACAUUAAAACGCGGUGUUAAACUAGAAGUGUUAUCAAAAGACGCGCAAAUUUCUGGAGGAGAUGGCUGGUGGACUGGGAAAAUAGGUAAUUCGAUCGGUGUUUUCCCAUCGAAUUUUGUCACCGCGGUAACAACACCCGUAACGGCGAUGAUGUCGACACAAGUCCAAGGUGAUGAUAUUAUUGUACCUGAAAUUCAUUUUAAUGAUCUGAUUAUUGGUGAAAUUAUUGGUUCCGGUGGAUUUGGUCAUGUUUAUCAUGGCAAAUAUCAGAAUAUGGAUGUGGCCAUCAAAAUGGCCAAAUCACUGCCAUCUGCAUGCAUCGAAAAGACCACUACUACCACAUCGUCGUCAAAUCCAUCUUCAUCAUCAACAAAAAUGAACUUAAAUAACAAUGAUGAUCUGAAAAAAACUAUUAUCGAAAGUCUAUUACGCGAAGCAAAAUUAUUUUGGCAUUUAAAACAUCGCAAUAUUAUUUCACUGAUGGGUAUUAGUUAUCCCUGUUUGUCCACCAGGAAUUUGUAUUUGAUUAUGGAAUACGCACAUGGAAAUGCAUUAAAUCGGCUAUUACAACUGAAAAAAGCUGGACUGUACCCUAGUGUAUGGAUUGAAUAUGCAAAACAAAUAGCGGCUGGAAUGAAUUAUUUACACGAAGAAGCAUGUGAACAUAUUAUUCAUAGAGAUCUUAAGUCAAGCAAUAUUCUGAUAUCAGAGCCGGUCGACGUACACGAUGACAACGAUUUACUACAUAAAACGCUUAAAAUAACGGAUUUUGGUCUGGCAAGACAAAUUCAACUGCAAACGUCAAACAUGAGCGCAGCUGGAACGUAUGCGUGGAUGUCACCGGAAUGUAUUCGUGCCUCAGAAUAUUCAACAAAAUCAGAUGUCUGGAGUUUUGGAGUUGUCGUGUGGGAAUGUUUAACGGGUGAAAUCCCUUAUCGUGGUUUUGAUCAAUUACAAAUAGCAUUUGGUAUCGCUAUGAAUAAAUACACAUUACCAAUUCCAACAACAUGUCCAGAUAGUUUUGCACAAUUGAUAACUAAUUGUUGGCAAAAAAAAGUAGAUGAUCGACCGUCAUUUUCUAAAAUUCUUGAUCAAUUGAAUAAUAUUGAAGAUGAAACAUCGAGUGCAGAAAUGUCACCGACAAAUGAAUCAUUUCACACAAUGCAACAAGAUUGGCGUAAUGAAAUACACGAAAUGUUUCAAGAAUUAAAAGAAAAAGAGAAGGAAAUUCGUGACCGAGAGUCGUUGAUAUUAAAGAAAGAUAUUGAACAACAUCAUCUACAAAUUGCAUUACAAAAGUGGGAAAAACAACUGCACGAAAGAGAAUUAUUUGUUAUUGAGUGUGAAUUGAGAUUAAUUAUGGGCAAACAACAAGAGCAUAAUCACCAUCCUCAUACACCAAAACCGCAAAAACGUAGUGGGCGAUUUAUGCGUGCAUUAAUUACUUCAACAUUGCAAACAAAUUCAACCCAUUCAUCACAAACAAAUAAAAUAUCUAGUCCAAUAAAUUUUCGUCAUCUUAUAUCUGUUUGCCGUGAUCAAGAUAAGCAUCAUUUCACAACAACUCAAUCUGCAGAUCAUACUGAUAAUUUUACACCAACAUCGAGUACUCCACCAUCGUCUUCUCUGAGUAGUUCUUCUCCAAUAUCAUGUCCAUCAACAACCACAUUACCGUCGACCACACUAUCAUCAUCACCGAAAAAAGCAUUGAAUAAUGGUUCACUGUCACACACACCAAAUAGCACCAUGCCAAACACACCUACUCUCAAUCGUCUAAGAACACUUGCCUCUAGUCGUGAAACUUUGCUUGAGUUUUGUAUUGAGAAUAAUACACCAAAUGUUCAUUUCCCAUUAUUCGAUCAUAUUACAGAUAAUAAAUCAUCUCGUUCAACAACAAAUCCAUCAUCAAUAUCAUCUGCUACGACAACAUUAUUGCGACCAAAAUGGCGUUCAUAUCAUCGUAAAUCUACUUCAUGCUCAUCAUCAACAAUGAAAAAAAAACAACGGAAUAAUUUUGGGUUUUGUAAAACGGAGCCAACAUGGUAUUAUUCGGGUGGUCAUGACAACAGAACGGGACCAACAGCAGCAUCAAUUGAUCUUAAUACGAACAAUAAUAAUAACAAUAAUACAAUAAGUCAUGAACGUUUAAAUGGACUUCAAUUAAAGCCGAUUAGUGUUCCUAUGCAAAGUCGAGUUUUGCGGUAUGAUAAUAAAAGUUCAUCGCCAUCACAUUCAUCGAAUUCAACUACGAGUCAUGAAAAACAUUUAUCACAUGCAUUAUACAAUAUUACUUCAAUGAUUUCUUCGAUAGGUUUUGGUCGACAUUUGCCUCAACCAUUAGUUUUAUCGAAUACAUCUUUUCCGUUACCUCAUCAAAUUUCAUCGACGCCAAAAUAUAUUCGUUCAACUGAAAGAACAACAACACCCAUUAUGUCGAAUUCAUUAUUAUCAACACCCGACUCGCCUAGUCGUGUAAAUUAUGAUGAAAAUAAAAGGACUAGUUUUGACAGACACUGUCUUUCUACUACUGUUGAACUUCAUGAGAGAACAGCAUAUUCGCCACAACGACCGAAUUCACUUAUUUUUCCAUCUCCUGGCCCCGAGGUGUCACUCUGUAUGAAUCCAUCAUUAACACUUUCGUCCCAACAACCAACUGUGACAACAGUACAAUACAGUCAUUCUAAUUCACAAUCAACAGAUAACGAUACAAAACAUUUUUGCAAGCAAAUAUCUUUUUCUUCUAGUCGAUCUUGUUUAACAAAAACUAAUCACUCAAAUACUUCCUCCUCGUCUUCUUUUGAAGAUGAACCAUAUUACUCCGCCAUCUCAACGCCAAUGAUUCAGCCUUUCAGUCAUUUAAUUCAGCAACAACAACAAUUACCUUCUAUAUUAGACAUAGAUACAGAUGAACAAUUAAAAUACAAUACUAAAUUAUUAACAGCACAAAAUAACGGAUGA